This is a messenger RNA of Umbelopsis ramanniana AG, 478 nucleotides long. RefSeq lists its product as uncharacterized. The transcript is spliced from 3 exons. Bases 137 to 358 code for a protein of 73 amino acids. NCBI's taxonomy places the organism in Eukaryota, Fungi, Mucoromycota, Umbelopsidomycetes, Umbelopsidales, Umbelopsidaceae. The record is from RefSeq and is a predicted model, not a curated record. Gene Ontology annotation, biological process: protein secretion.
CAUAUAUCGCCAUUUUUGAAAAAAAAAAUGUUUCUUUACACCAGUCACAGCAUCAAAAACACCUCUUCGAGCUCCGCGUAAGUUACGGACUGAAAGCGACAAUUGCCGUUUGCCACCAAUUACAAAAGCAGUAGCAAUGGUCAAGUAUCAAUACAUUAUCUCGAAGAAAGGAGACAUACUUUUCUCUAUAGCAGUUGGUGCAGGUGCAUACUUUAUGUACGAAAGAGAUAAUCCGAGACCGGAGGGAAAAGGGCUAUUGGAAUUGAUAAAUAGAAGACGAAUUAACCUCAUCCAAGAGAGGGAGGCGUUGCGACAGGAGCGGUUGGAGAAGCUUCAGCAGCGUGAAGACAAAGCUUAAAUGCGUUUCAUACCAGGCAGAGUUGGAUGGUUACCAACGCACCUGCUUUUGUAUAAUCUUUCAAAGAUGUCUACUUGUAUCAUACAGAAAUAAAAAGUACUCUAUUAGAUAGAAUCCCUA